GGGCUCCCUGCGCUCCUCGGCUGAGCCCGGGGAUGUGCCGGCGCCCGGAGGAAUUAUUUUGGAACUAGCACGGAGCGGUGCGAGGAGGACGAGCGGCACAGCGUUUCACAGCUGCGAGGAGGUCGUCCGGCGGUGCUGUAUAGGCAAACAAAUAUCACUUGCUGUGUCAUAGCACAUGGAUUUCAGGACCGCCUGUGAAGAGACAAAGACAGGGGUUUGUUUGCUGCAGGAUGGUAACCAGGAGCCUUUCAAAGUGCGAUUGCACUUAGCCAAAGAUAUUUUGAUGAUCCAGGAGCAGGAUGUGAUCUGUGUGUCUGGUGAGCCUUUCUAUUCUGGUGAAAGAACAGUAACAAUAAGAAGACAGACUGUAGGAGGAUUUGGAUUAAGUAUAAAGGGUGGAGCAGAACAUAAUAUUCCAGUGGUCAUUUCUAAGAUUUCCAAAGAACAAAGAGCGGAACUUUCAGGUUUGCUCUUUAUAGGAGAUGCAAUUCUACAGAUUAAUGGAAUUAAUGUGAGAAAAUGCAGGCAUGAAGAAGUGGUACAGGUCCUUCGCAAUGCAGGGGAAGAAGUGACCCUAACUGUGUCCUUUCUGAAAAGAGCACCUGCUUUUCUCAAACUGCCACUGAAUGAAGACUGUGCAUGUGCCCCCAGUGACCAAAGCAGUGGCACAUCCUCCCCCCUCUGUGACAGUGGUUUGCAUCUCAACUACCACCCCAACAACACGGAUACAUUAUCAUGUUCUUCAUGGCCAGCAUCCCCAGGACUUAGGUGGGAGAAAAGGUGGUGUGAUCUUCGAUUAAUUCCGCUUCUUCAUUCACGAUUUUCCCAGUACCUUCCAGGAUCAGAUUUGUGCAGGCAAAACGCAUUCCAAGUAAUUGCUGUGGAUGGGGUUUGCAGUGGAAUAAUUCAGUGUCUCUCUGCUGAAGACUGUAUUGACUGGCUACAAGCAAUAGCAAGUAACAUUUCCAACCUCACAAAGCACAAUAUUAAAAAAAUCAACAGGAAUUUUCCCGUAAACCAGCAGAUAGUCUACAUGGGCUGGACGGAAGAACGGGAACAAGACUCCCUUCAGGACCGAAUGUACACACCAAAGUUUCUAGCACUGAGGGGAUCUUCCCUGUAUAAAUUCAUAGCACCUCCAGUCACAACCUGGGAUUGGACACGAGCUGAGAAAACAUUUUCAGUAUAUGAGAUAAUGUGCAAAAUUCUCAAGGACAGUGAUCUACUGGACCGUCGGAAACAUUGCUUCAGUGUCCAGUCUGAAUCUGGAGAAGACCUUUACUUUUCUGUGGAGCUAGAGUCUGACCUAACACUAUGGGAAAAAGCCUUCCAAACAGCAACUUUUUUAGAAGUUGAACGGAUACAGUGCAAGACAUAUGCCUGUGUUCUAGAGAGUCACCUUAUGGGACUUACCAUUGACUUUAGCAUGGGCUUUGUCUGUUUUGAUGCUGCCACAAAGGCUGUGCUUUGGAGGUACAAGUUUUCCCAGCUCAAAGGUUCUUCAGAUGAUGGGAAGAGCAAAAUCAAAUUUUUGUUCCAAAACCAAGAUACUAAACAAAUUGAAGCAAAGGAGCUGGAGUUUUCUAACCUGUUUGCAGUCCUUCACUGUAUUCACUCAUUCUUUGCAGCCAAAGUGGCUUGUUUGGACCCUUUGUAUGUAGGCAGCCAAGCCACAACUUCUGCUGCUCCCACAACUUCUGGUACUGGCAAAUUAAAGUAUACUACUGGACAUCCCCCAUGACAGCACUGCCACUUAACAACAAGACAUAAAAAUGUAUAAAUAUUCAUAAGAUUUAGACUUUUGGUGAACCAUGUAUGUGGAAACCAAUCCUGGAGGCAAGACAUCUUGCAGCAUCAGCAGAAAAAUGGUCACGUGGGAUCAUAACUUCAUCUCAGUUCUGAAAGACAUCAGUAAAUAAUCCUAGUCAAAACCCCAGAAUAGGAUGGAUAUGCUUUUAGUAUUAUCUAUUUGUACUUACAUAGUGCUUUAAGCAACAUUGGAAGCAAAGGAAUAAAUGGCAAAAUGAAGCACUUGAGUAUUUAAUAAAAUUUUCAAAUUGCUGUAAUAAUACACAAACAGAAUUGUCAUUUUCCUCUUUUCAGAUGUUUUUUAUGACAAUAUGCUAAACUCUGAGUAUGAACAUAAUGCCCUAUCAUUAUAUUAUAAAUGAGAGCAAGCAUAUAGUACAUGGUGACAAAGGAGACAAGCAUGAAAAGACAUUUGUGUAAGUACCUCCUCAAAUAAGAAAGCACUUUAAGCACUGUUGUAAAUCCAUACUUGUGUUUAUACAUGGAGUUAUGCUACUUUUUCCAUUUUGUUCUCUUCAUCCAACAGUAACAAUAUCAAACAUAUAACCAUACUGAUCUGAUUCAUUAAAAACA
Messenger RNA from Ficedula albicollis (Collared flycatcher), 2382 nucleotides. RefSeq names its product syntrophin gamma 1 (gene SNTG1). Gene Ontology annotation, molecular function: protein binding; structural molecule activity. The record is from RefSeq and is a predicted model, not a curated record. Gene Ontology annotation, cellular component: dystrophin-associated glycoprotein complex; intracellular anatomical structure. Bases 176 to 1741 code for a protein of 521 amino acids. NCBI's taxonomy places the organism in Eukaryota, Metazoa, Chordata, Aves, Passeriformes, Muscicapidae. The transcript is spliced from 19 exons.